Molecule: messenger RNA, 399 nt
Organism: Dothidotthia symphoricarpi CBS 119687
Lineage: Eukaryota; Fungi; Ascomycota; Dothideomycetes; Pleosporales; Dothidotthiaceae
Exons: 2
Coding region: 1-399 (132 amino acids)
Source: RefSeq, a predicted model, not a curated record
AUGUUGGACGAUGGUAACCCCGACGAAGCCAACGAGAUCACCGAGACUAACGAAAGCAAGCGGGCGGCGCAGCGCGACGAUCUCGAUGUCCCCCCUGAUCUCCGCUGGACUCGGAACAUCGUGCAAGACCCCGACCGUCUGGAUGGUCUCGGUGCUAUCGGAGUUAGUCGCUUGUUCGUAUACGGGGGCGUAGAUGAAAUCCGGCGCAACGACACGAUACGUACGGCUCUCCCACUCAUCGACGAACGGUUCAGGCAGUAUGUGCCGCUGAUGAAGACCAAGACUGGACGCGAUUUGGCGGAGGAGCGCUGGGCGUGGAUGGAGAAGAAGUUCUUGCCGAAACUAAUGGGGCAGGUGGAUAUUGAGGAUGUAUAUGGGGAGGUUGAAGCUUCGCACUGA